Molecule: messenger RNA, 7831 nt
Organism: Saccostrea echinata
Lineage: Eukaryota; Metazoa; Mollusca; Bivalvia; Ostreida; Ostreidae
Product: fibronectin type-III domain-containing protein 3A-like
Exons: 26
Coding region: 667-4149 (1160 amino acids)
Molecular function (GO): protein binding
Source: RefSeq, a predicted model, not a curated record
AGAUUAUUCUUGUCUAUAAUAGCCUAAUCUUUAUGGUUACUUUUUAUCUAAAUCUGAUGAAGUGUCGAGAUUACAGGAAUUAUCGACCUCAGGUUAUCUGUGCUAGAAGGAAUUUCUCCGGACAAUAAAGACACAGGUGGACAUUGAUGUGAAAUAUACAUACCAGUUAUAUAUAUAUACAUAUGCAUAUAGUUUGUCCGAGUGAUGGAUGCCCAAGACCGAUCAAAUAGACGAAUGUGACAGGAAAUCUAGACACUUGUGAAGAGAUUUUAAGCUUUUCUACUUGUGUUGUCAUCUCAUACCAUAUGGAUGGUUAAUUUGGAGGGAAAACUGGUUUACUUUGGUGACGCAGUCAUGCUUCACCAGAGGAAAUUGGAAGUUACAUAAAAUCUUUAAGUUUCUGGAAGCAGCCAUGUGGUAGCUGUUUGUCUGUGUUGAAAAAAGUGGGUUUUUUUUGCUCUAAACGAUUGCCAACAAUUUUUUUUUUGGUUUCACCUAACUAUACCAGUAUAACAUAAAAUACCUGUUCCGAUCCCUGGAGUCAUAUGAUAAAUAUUCUGACAAAAAUAAGGAGUACGGCCAGGAAGUGCAGAGUCAUUAACCAAUUGUAUAACAUUCAAUCAAGACGGGAGGAAUUGUGUAUUUACAUGAUUGGAAUUUACACUGAUGAAGUGUCCAAGUGAUUGUGGUGGUGGUUACAUGGUACCAAAAGUCAUGUGCAGCAUCUGUAUAGAGGAAUACUCAGGCUACAAUGGAGGUUAUGGACCUGCCACGGUGAGAAUGGUGUCCAAUAACGGUCCACCACUUCCCAUGCCCAUGCAGGUGCCACCAGGUCACAUGGUCCAACAGAUAGUGGACGAGCAUGGCAUUCUGACUCAUGUCAUUCUAUCGCCCCAGCCCACAUCUAUGCCAGUUGGCGGACCCUCUAUGACGGUAGGAUACUAUGGAGGACCAAACAAUACACCGCCACAUGCACAGUAUUAUCCAAACUAUGGGCCCCCCUACCCAACUCAUCAUUACCCCUCCCAUCACCACCCCACACAUCAUGGGGCUUCCCCCCAUGUCCACACAGGGGCACCCACACACCCUCAUGGGACGCCUCCACCCCCCAGUUGUAACAGUAAUCCCAGUGGACCAGUACAUCCAGGACCAAGUCAACCAAAUUCUAUGGAGGGGCGGGCCAAUAAACAGAGGGAGAGAGUGAAGAGGAAAUUUGAAGACAGGAGGAGUCAGGGAAUGUAUCAACAGCAAACAAGACCCAGGAUCAAUGGGAAACAGAAAGAAAGCCAUGCCAAACCAAUGCCCUAUGAACCGUACCAUUAUCAAGGUAAUGGUAUGAAUGGAGACAGUUUGCCUCCUGUGGAUACAGGCCAGCAGGCAGAAUUAGCAGAGGAGAGAAAAGUCAUACAACAAGUGUUGUCUAGUACCCCAGACCCAACAGUGUCGGAAAUCGAGGCUAGAAGUGCUUUGAUUCAGUUAGCACUUCCGGAAUGGGACCCUAAUGUGUAUGAAAUAGAUCCUGCAGAUUUCCGAUUUACCUUACUACUGUCUGAUAAAGGAAAGGAAGGCAAAUACAAAUUAGUUUACAGCGGGGAUGCCACAGAAAUAACGUUGAAGGAUCUGAAACCAGCCACUGACUAUCACCUCAGAGUGUAUACGUCUUUGGAGGAUCUGAAGGGAAACACAACAGAGUCGGUGAAAUUUACAACCAGUGCCUGUGAGCCAGAUCCCCCCUCACCCCCCAAACUAGCCAACAAGAACAAAACCUCCAUAGCUCUCAAGUGGAAUAGCACCUGUGAAAAUGGGGCGAAGAUUUCCACGUAUACAUUGGAAAUGGAUAAGGGAAAUGGUGAAUUUGUGGAGGUGUAUAAUGGACUACAAAGACAGACUCGCAUCAAUAAGCUGCAGGCAUCCACUAAGUAUACGUUUAGACUGGCAGCCAUUAAUUCCAUUGGUAAAAGUGAGUUCAGUGAUCCCGCGUCUUUCUACACGAGUGGCAGUGUACCCAGUCAACCGGAUCCCCCUAUGUUAUCAGAGCCAUUCACCACAUCACUAAUCAUCUCCUGGAUCAAGCAUCCAAACGAGGACACCUUCCAGCUCCAGAUGGAAGAUGAAUCUACUGGGCAUGGUUUUAUUGCUGUGUACAAUGGACCAAAUUUAUCGUACAAAGUCAAAAACCUGAUGAGAAACACAGAGUAUAAAUUCAGACUGGCGGCCUUUAAUGAUGAGGGCCAGAGUAAAUGGAGUGAUGUGGUGACAUGCAGGACAAAACCUGACCGACCAGCCCCACCCCCAAAACCACAAAUCAAGGGCAAGAUUCAUGCCUACAACUUCAGGGUUGUCUGGGAGCCACCAAAAGACAAUGGAGGGGCUGAAAUAACCAAGUACAUCGUUGAAAUAGAUGAUGGACGGGGUUAUGAGACUCUAUAUGAGGGCUCUGAGAGAGAACAUGUCUGUGAUCGUCUAACUCCUGGUCAGAUGUACAUGGUCCGAGUCGCCUGCUGUAAUGUGGCUGGAAGGAGUGAGUUUUCUGAGCCAUGUGGUGCUACCACCCAAGCUGUUGUUCCAGGGCAAUGCCAAGCCCCAAAGCUACAGGGCAAGCCAAAAGCAACCUCUCUGCAUUUAAGAUGGGCAUGUCCAGAAUACGAUGGUGGUGCCGCAGUGUCAGAAUACGCUGUCCAGAUGGUGACCCCUGACAACACCUGUCGGGAAGUGUACAAGGGGAGAGACUUAGACUGUAUAGUGGCAGGUCUAUCACCAGGCAGGCCAUACCUGUUUCAAGUCAGAGCUUUCAAUAGAGUGGGGGGAGGUGGAUGGUCUGACCCGUUUGAGGUGGUCAGUGGUGCAGGUGUUCCUGACCCUCCCAAAGCCCCCCAGUUAGUUUGUAAAUCUGCAUAUUCCGCGCUAGUCUCUUGGGAACCCCCUGUUAAUAAUGGUGCUACGAUCACAGAGUAUCGCCUGGAAUGGCAGCAGAAAACAGAUGUCACAGAUUUUGCUUUGUUAUACACUGGUCCUAAUCAGAAUUAUGAAAUCAAAGGUCUCACCCCUGCAACCUUAUACCUCUUUAGGGUUCAGGCAAUCAAUAGUGCUGGUCACGGCCCCUACAGCCCUGUGGGGACGUGUGUGACCCCACCCUCUAGUCCGUCAUCUGUCACUGUCAUCCGUCACACUUCCACCGCCACGUCUAUUACUCUGUACUGGAAGGAGCCAAAUUCCAACGGCAGCGACAUCACUGCCUACAACCUUGAGGUGGGGGACAAACAGUUCACUAUAGGGGCGGUCACGGAGUACACCAUAGAGACCCUGUCACCAGAGACUGCCUACAAGAUAAGGAUACAAGCUGUGAACAGUAUCGGUGUGGGUCCGUUCAGUGCACCAGUCCGAGUGACCACUAGACCACUUCCUCCAAACCCUUCCAAACUGGAGUGUAUCGCUCCAGCACCAAACAGUCUCAAACUCAAGUGGGGUGACCAGCGGGGGUUAGAUACGAAUCACUACACGUUAGAAAUGGAGAAAGAAGAUGGAAACUUCCAAGUGAUAUAUGAAGGCUCCUCACAUUUCUUCAAGGUCAACAAACUACAGGAAACUACAAAUUACAACUUCAGAAUUUAUGCCAGUAAUGAUGUAGGAAGUGGACCAUAUUCAGAAAUUUACACAUUCACCACAACCAAAGCUCCUCCCCCGGCAGUGAGGGCUCCUCGUGUGUCCAGCAUCACUCAGCAUUCGUGUAGUGUGGAGUGGCCGGCGUGUAAAGCUGUACAGGGAGACUCUGUGGUGUACCUGUUACAGCUACAGGGGGAACAGGAAUAUCAAAAGAUAUACAGAGGAGAGGACACUGGUUUCCAGGUGGAAAACUUGUCUCCAAAAACAGACUAUCACCUCCGUGUUUGUGCAAUACGAAUCUGUGAAGAUGGGACCGAAGUAGUGGGGGCGUUCAGUCCGGCAGUGACCUUCACAACUCAAGGUCAUGAGCUGGUCAGUAAACAAGAAACAGACAUUAAACAAGAAUCUAAGUUAGUAGAGCCUAAACAGUUAACUGACCAGCAGUGGGCCAUGAUCAUCCUAAUGGGCUUCGUUGUGUUUGCUGUGCUUGUCGCUUUCGUUGCUCAGCAAAUCAUCAAAUACAGAUCGAGUCAGGCCACAAGAUGAGAAUUAAGGUUCCAGGACCAGAGUUGAUAACACGGGGGAAAUUUUCCAUGGAUUUAAUCGUGAUUUGACUGCAUAUCGCUUCCGGAGAGUGCCACAGAUCUGCUUCAGUGGAAUGUGUUCCAUGCAAUAUUAUGAUAUAGAUCUGAUUCAACAAGGCUAGCAGGUGGCUAGCAGAGGAUGAAGGGUUGAUGUGCAGCAGUUUGUUAUCCAUGUAGAUGUUUCAUGUGAUAUUUUUUUUUUCUGUUCAAAGUCAUGACAUUUUACUUAGGAAGAUGUUUGUGUCUUACAGCAUUUACAUGUGAAUUUAAAAAUUUUAAUUGUAAAAAAAUCUAUCUAUAGAUGUUGCUUGUAAAAUCUGUGAGUGUGCUUGACAUCCUUGCAGAUUAUGAUGAAGUGUUUGGUUCCAUUUGGAUCCACAUUCACAGCUUAAUCUCUCCUAAUCAGUUGUGUUGUCUCCAGGUUUUAUUCAUUGAAAAUAAUCAGAAAAUCUUAUUUUUGAAGAUUGGUACAUUUUUUCUCCAAUGUUUUAUUGCAGAUUAGAAUGUUGUGUACAUAUUAUAUAUGUAUAAAGAUAUAUUUUUCACAGCUUCCAUGACUUUGUGUUAGAUGACCAAUGUUAAACUAUGUGGAAACACUGCUUCUCAUCUUACUUAUUUAUUGUUAUUGCCAAAAUCACUAUGGAGAGGGGAACUUCAUUUUUUUUUGUCCUCAUUGGGAAAAUUUUAAUAUCAAGUCUUAAUAUCUCUGUAUUAAGAAUCGUACAUGAGCUGGAGUAGAUUGAUGCUCCAUUUGUGAAUUAUUUUUAUGUAUUUUUUGUAUCAUCUUUAUUUUUUUUUUCCUUCUGAUUAUGGGCCCCUCAAACAUUUCCCCCUCCCCAUCAUUCAUCAAGGUGAAAGACAUUUUACCCCCAUUCAGGUGUCAUCACAAAAAAAUCACAAUACAGGCCUGACCAAUAAUAUCUAAUGACUCCAAUAAAUUAAAUGGUAUUUAUUGUAUAUUAAAUAUGGGACAUGAUAUAUGUUAAGUGUUCCAUGUUUUUUUCAAACCUAGAGCUAGGAAUGCUUGUCGUUUCUUUGUUCCUCUGCCCCUGGUCUGCAUUAUUCAGCCUAUAGUAAUGGUUGUGGCUGUUACAUUUGUUAACACAGCUUCAAUAUCAAUGUGCCAAAUAGUUAUAUGUGUAACCUGUACCAAUUCAAUGCAUUUUUUUGUGUGUGUUUUUCUGAAUUUUCACAAAUCUUGGGCAUGUAUUUAAGAUGAAGUAUGUCAAAAACGGAUUGUAUUUGACAAGUCGUUUGUCUAUUUUGUCAAAAGACUUGAUUAAAUUUGAAUUUUAAGUAAUCAUAAAAUCCACUGCAGUCCAGAUAAAACAUUGAUGUUUGUCAAUAGUUAUGACCAGAAAGUUGAUGAAAACAUUAUUUGGACCCCCCACCCCCCGGGGACUGAUACUGAUGUUAGACAGGCUUUCUGAUCUACCUGUUGACUUUUCAAACUGUGUAACUUAUAUACAUAUAUAUAUUAUAUUUAAUUGCACUGUGCACUAGUUACUGGUACUAUUUUAUUUGUUAUAAAACCCUUCACUAGUCAGAUGUUGCUGUGUUACGUUCUAUGUCAUGUACAUGCAUUUUUUUCUUCGUUAAUUAAGCAAUCAAAUGACCAGUCCUAAAAUGGCCACAUUUACGAUUUUUUUUUUUCAAUUUAAUUCACAUACUGUCAUUUAACGUAAAUGACUGUGAAGUUUUAUUUAUUGAAGCAAUUUUAUGUAUGUGCAGUCAUAAAUUCAAAUAAACAAAACAAAGAAAAAUUGCAUAUAAUUUUUUCUGAAAAGGAAAAAGUUAUCAUCAGCUUGAUUCUUUACCUACCACUUAGACCCCCCCCCCCCCCCUCCUCCCACCCCUACCUCCAUCAUCAUGGAAAAUGUAAUCUUUUGUAUUGUGGAAUCAGGAUAAAUAUGUUCUCGUAUAAAUCUAUACCACUCUUUUUAGGAAAUAUUGGCAACAAAAAUACAGAAAACCUAAAGAAUGUACAGAAUACUUCAUGUUGUAAACCAAGAAAGAAAUCUGGAUUGUCCAUAUUGUCAAAAAGUAGAGAACAUUGAAAUAGAUAUCACUUAGUUAAAUAUCACAUACACUAUACACCAGUAGUAUAGGAAAUGCAUAUCUCCCUAGGCCAUGUUGAUAUCACUGUAGGACUUCAAGUGACCUUUGUUUUAGCCCAUAGUUCAAAGAAUUGUGAUGCAUUUAAAUGUUUUUAAACUACUAUUAUUAUGGUCAUUAGUUGAGGAGUGAUGGGUACUUAUUUCGUUUUCUUUCACAUUUGUUCAUAAAGGUUUUCCAUAUCAGAAAGAAAUUUAACUUUGGGGAGUGGGAUGUUUAAGAUGAUCAUUAUUUAAAAGCUUACAAUAGAACUGGAGGCUAGAUCAUAUUACACGCGGAGUUGCCGGCCUUGCCAUUUUGUCAUGUCACAUACGUAACCUGCUCGAAAAAUUGUUGAAUAAACUUUGUUAUUUCAUUGUUAUUUUUUGACUUUGCAAAUAUCUUAAGGUUGUAUUUUUUAUGAGCAUGACAAUAUUUUUUUUGUGUGUGUUCAGGAUGUUUUCCUCUUUGAAAGUGAUGUGUUAUUUCAGUUUCCAUUAAUUCAGGGUAUUGGUGAUUUUUUUUGUCCAACUCUACUGUCUCUUCAUUGUUUACAUUUCAAUCAAGAAAAACAAGGCAAUAAACAUUAAUAAACAUCGAUUCCAUAAAUGGAAUCAUUAAAUUAAAAGAAAUUGGUCAAAUUGUUGAUUUUUGAUACCUAUAUGUAGGCCAUUAUGGAUUUUAAAAUUUGGUUUUUGAGUAGAAAGUAAAUGGUGUCCAGAACUUCUUUUUGAUCACUGUUCCAACCUGCAAAUUUUCCAAAAUUACCUUGGCAUUAUUAUGUGGUCUUAAUUGUAAGAUACAGGUAUAUUGUUUAAAUUCUUUAAUAGUCCCUCACAUGAAAUUUCGGUUGAUAUAGAAGAACAUUAAAAAAAGAGAGAAAUUAAUAUUUAUGCAUUGAUUCAAAAUAUGACUGCACUUCAUAACAACACUAAGGGGGACCCAUUAGGACCUUACUUCUAGAUAUAUGUGUCCAAACUUUAGCCCACUUAUUACACAAUUUAAGAGCCCAGUUAUUUCACAGUUUUAAGAGUUGACCAAGAUAAAGUGUUUCUUUGUUAUAAGUUAUUGUUAUUUAUUCUAAUUCGAGAAUUUAAAAAAAAAAAAAAGAGAAUGGUGAAUAUUUUUUGGAAAUGGCCAGUAAGGCACAAGUGCAAUAUAAGUAACUUCUGAAGCAAAGUGGGUCUGGUCACUUUGUAUUGUGUAUAUAUAUAUAUAAAUGUAUUUGGUUGUCUUAUGAUAUUAAUUAUCUUACAUUAUUAUACUGUCAUAGUGCAUUCAUUUAUAGGCAUGUUGCCUUGUUGCUUUAAUCAUUACGAUAGGUUAGCAUGCAUUGUAUAGUACCAGGUAUCAUCACUUGUCACUUGAAGUUCUCACAAAGAAAGAAUGGGGAAUCAUUUAAUUUUUUUGGUUGAUUAGCAACUUCAUGAUGGUUUUUUUUUUGUUUCAAAAUAUAUUCAUGAUGUGAUGAUGGGACAUAAGUAAUUAUUAUAUAAAUAUAUAUAUAUACAUAUAAAAUAUAUUCUAUCAAAUAAAUUUAUCAAAUUAAA